UUAAAAACAGAAGCGACCGAGGCCACAGAAACGAAAUCGCUCGCGUCAAACGAAAAGUCAGCAUUUUUUUCAAACGAAGUCAAAUUUUUCAAGUGUUUGAGCGACACUGAAAGCCGCGUUAACCGAGAGGACCUGCAGGACACUCUCAGCCGAUCAGUCGUCAAGAUGGGCGACAGCGUCGAUUCCAGGGCGAAGACGCAGGAGAAGGAAACGGGAGUGGAAAAGGUCGAAACCGUCGAAGAACCGAAGGAAACAGCGGUCAAGACGGACGAACCGACCGGCGACGCCGACAAGGGCGAUUCGACGGCCGACGAACCGGCCGACACGGGAGAGAAAUCGAAGGAGGCUACAGCCGAAGUGAAGAAAGAGAACGUUGAGGAGAACAAGACGGAAACGAUUUUAUCGUCGCAAAGUUUGAAAUCGUCGAAUCCAUCGUUAUCGAUGCCAAACGACCAUGUCGUAGUUCCACCUGUCACCGCCACCCCGAAGAACGUCAAGGACAGGCACUUGAACCGCAACCAGAGCGACAUCUUACCCUCGUUACGCGAGAUACCUCGCGAGGAAGAUCCCUCCCUCAUGAUCUUCUCCAGCAAGGGUCUGCCCACCAAGAAGUACUUCAGGCGCAAGGAGGUCAAUUCCACCAUACUGCCGUUCGGGUUCAACGAGAAAGAGGCGCCCCCAACGGCGCCCUCCACGCCCAGGAUCAAGGUGGAGGCCGAGCUGACGCCCAAGAUCAACCAGAUGGUGCCGAAGAGCGUGAGGAAGAUGGAAGAGGAGGCGGCCAAGAGGGCCCCGUUCGGCGACAAGAACCCCAACGUUCCGAACCCGAGCGUCUCGAGGAACGUGCUCACGGGGUGCGGAGUCAGCUCCAAGGACGAGUUCAGGAGCAGAUCGGCCAGGCGUAAAGAUGGAAAUCCUGUGUUGGGAUUAGGAUACGAUGAACCUGUGGUGGCUAACAACACCGGCAGAGUACCUCCAGGUGGAUUUUCCAGCGGACUAUGGUAGAUGUGGAAAUCGAAAGAAAGGACGUUCAAAAUACAAACCAAUAAUGGCUUUACGUUGUUGUGUACCUUUUUUCGACACAAUGUCAAUUCGGAAAUAUAACCUAUCUGAAUAAAUAUUCCAUAUGCGAUUCAA
Coccinella septempunctata (seven-spotted ladybird) is the source of this 1137-nucleotide messenger RNA. RefSeq lists its product as uncharacterized. The transcript is spliced from 3 exons. The coding region runs from base 166 to 1005 and encodes 279 amino acids. The record is from RefSeq and is a predicted model, not a curated record. Lineage: Eukaryota; Metazoa; Arthropoda; Insecta; Coleoptera; Coccinellidae.